Messenger RNA from Syzygium oleosum, 615 nucleotides. Its product is annotated as cysteine proteinase inhibitor 1-like. Gene Ontology annotation, molecular function: cysteine-type endopeptidase inhibitor activity. The coding region runs from base 253 to 615 and encodes 120 amino acids. The transcript has a single exon. Lineage: Eukaryota; Viridiplantae; Streptophyta; Magnoliopsida; Myrtales; Myrtaceae. The record is from RefSeq and is a predicted model, not a curated record.
AAAUUUCUUUUUUGACCAAUCUUAAAGAGAAAAUCCUCUCUCACAUUAAUUAUUAUCUGAUAGCACAAAAAAUCGCCCAUCUUUGACCCAAGUCUUGUCGACGAAAAACUUUUCUAAAUUGGCCUAGCAUGGCUGACAAACGGCACAUUACGACGGUUUUCAUGGCCACCGACCACCCCACGACGAUUAUAAAACCAGCGACAAACGCCAGCGGUUGCACCCAACACUCCCAAAGCAACAAAAACCACCACCAUGAGGCGUCAACUCCCACCCCUCGUCCUCCUCCUCCUCCUCCUCCUCGCCGUCCUCCCCCUCUCCGCGCUUGCCGCCGGCGAGUGGAACCCGAUCAAGGACGUGCACGACCCGCACGUCAAGGAGAUUGGGGAGUUCGCGGUCGCUGAGUUCAACAAGGAACCACAGCACGGUGCCGACCUGCAGUUCCAGGACGUUAUCAAGGGGGAGACCCAGGUCGUGUCCGGCAUGAACUACCGGCUGAUCCUCGCGGCGAAGGAUUUGGCGGGGGCAACGGUCAAGAAUUACGAGGCGUGGGUGUGGGAGAAGCCGAGGUUGCACUUCAAGCAGCUCAUGUCUUUCAACCCUGUUAAAGAUGUCUAA